CAGAGCUUCACCAACAGACGGAGCUGUGACUGUCACAAGCCCAACUCAUCCUCCACGUCAAAGACACCAGCCAUUGUCGCAAUUUCUAGUUUGACACAAAGUACUCCCAAUCUCGAAAGAUCUACAACCUUGGGUGGUGUGGGGCCCUGCCGCGGUCUUGACUUGCUGCUCUCGUAACUAGAGCGCGCCGGAGAAACUGGUCGACACGGCCCGGUAUUCUACAGCGCUCGGAGCAACAAUGCCAGCUCUCACCCGCAAGCUUCUCAUAUUCGCUGCUGUCGAUGGUCUGGUGAUACAGCCGCUGACUGGCAAAGGCCAGCGUGCAACCAAGAUCAAGUACGGUGAUGCGACGGUAUCCUCUGGAGGCAGGGACUUGAUCCCGGAUACGACCCGGCCAAACUCCUCGUUCGAGGCCUUUGGCGUUAUAGGCUUGUUCACCGUCUCCCGCCUCAGCUAUCUGAUCACAAUCACUGGUCGCGAGGAAAUUGCCAACGUCAGGGGCUUUCCAAUCUAUGUCGUCACUGACGUCGCCCUCACACCUUGCACCAGCCAAAACGAGGCGAGCGACGCCAUCAGACAUACUGCAUCACAGCUUCGUCGUGCGGCAGCUGACAAGGCCUCUACCGGCGCUGACAGCGACACGGAUAGCGAGGUCGAUGCCGCGUCUGCACGUGGACGUGACGAUGUAUCCGAUGAUCCUGGGGUAUUCAGCGACACUGAAGAUGCCGGCAAGAGUGAUGAUCGGCACAUCAGGACCAGCAGUGUGGCCGAGGAUGUAUUCCAGAGGAAAGGGAGCUACGGUCGAUUUGCCCAGAAGUGGUUUAGCAACAAAGGCUGGAUGAUGGGCCAGCAGCGCAACCCCGGCGUAACAAGAACCGAACAAGUGAGGAACGAAGAUAGCACCGACGCAAAACGCACCGCAACCCAGCCAGACACAGUUGACGACAAGGUGCUUGGAAAGGCUGUCGUAUCUGAGGACGUCGAGAAGCCUCCUGCGCCUACGGCCGGAGAGUCGCUCAUGCCGAAGCUUCUCCGCAUGGCGCACAUUUGGUUUGGCACCUCGAGAAGUUUCUAUUUUUCAUACGACCUAGACAUCACACAUAGCCUCGCGAGCGCUCAUACUCCUGGUACUCCUCCCGGCCCAUUGCACAAGACUGCUGAUCCAACCGUCUUUUGGAAUCGACACCUCCUACAGCCGUUCGCGAGCAACGACGAUCAUCUUAUGCUCCCAGUCAUGCAGGGCUUUGUGGGCCAACGAACGUUUGUUGUUGACAAGCAGCCGCCACAGCAGGACUCUCAGGAAGAAUCUCUGGAACUGAACGAUUAUGCUACACCGACAACUGAGACGCCGCAAGAUCUCGCAACCCCUGGACGUAGGGCGUCCGAGAAGGAAUUCCUAAUCACGGUGAUCUCCAGACGUGCGGUCAAGCGAGCUGGUCUUCGGUACCUGCGGCGUGGUAUCGACGACGAAGGGUACACUGCUAACUCGGUCGAGACCGAGCAGAUCUUGUCCACGCCCGCGUGGGAUAAGACCUCGAGAAUCCACUCGUUCGUUCAGAUCCGGGGCAGCAUUCCCCUAUUCUUCACACAGUCGCCGUACUCCCUAAAGCCCACGCCCGUACUUCAGCAUUCACCGGAGGUCAAUUUCAAGGCUUUCACAACGCACUUCGAUCGAUUGGGUAAGGCCUACGGCUCUCUGGUACUGGUGAAUCUGGUCGAGAAGCACGGGGUUGAGUCGAUUGUUGGCAGCAAAUACGAAGAGAAUGCUGAGCAGUAUAAUAAAGAAAAAGGAGGGUCUUUGCAUUUUGAGUGGUUCGAUUUUCAUUCCGCGUGCCGCGGCAUGAAGUUUGAGAAUGUCAGCCUUCUGAUCGACAAGCUAGGCGCCAAGAUUGAAGAAAUGGGCAGCACGAGCGAGGAAAACGGUGUGGUCUCGUCAAAGCAGAAAGGCGUGCUAAGAACGAACUGCAUGGACUGCCUAGAUCGCACGAACGUAUGCCAAAGCUCAUUUGCCAAAUAUAUGCUCGAUCUGCAGCUAAAGGAGGAGGGCUUCGACAUGUCUAGUCAGACGGACCAGGUGAAUUCUUGGUUCAACACACUGUGGGCUGACAAUGGUGACGCCAUCUCGAAGCAGUAUGCAUCAACUGCUGCGAUGAAGGGAGACUAUACUCGGACUCGAAAGCGUGACUAUCGGGGCAUGGUCAAUGAUCUGGGUUUGUCCUUGACGCGGUUCUACAAUGGCAUGGUCAACGACUAUUUCAGUCAAGCUGCCAUCGACUUCUUGCUUGGGUAUGCUAGCUCGCUGGUGUUCGAUGAGUUCGAGGCCAACAUGAUGACCAAAGACCCUGGCGUAUCCAUGACCAAGAUGAGGGAACACGCUAUCGAGACAUCGCAAAAGAUUGCUAUUGAGAAUCCUCACCAGGAGGACUUUAUUGGUGGUUGGACAGUUCUCACCCCGCACGAGCCUGACACCAUCAAGACGCUGCCCUUUGAAGAGGUCGUCAUUCUCUUGACCGAUGUUGCCCUGUAUCUUUGUCGCUUUGACUGGAAGCUGGACAAGGUCUCAAGCUUUGAACGAGUCGAUCUGGACCACGUGCUGAACGUCAAGGUCGGCACCUACAUCACGAACACGAUCAGCCCGACACAAGCGGACGAGGAUAAAAACUUUGGCCUGGUCGUUACUUACCAGCCCGGCUCGCGAGAUGUCGUUCGGACCAAUACGAGAUCGUUGUCCAAUGUACAGCAGCAGCCUGGUACGGGUAAUGAGAACGCGUCGUCAUCUGCUGUCGAUCAAGCUGCCGAGGGGACCAGCACCUCAACCUCGGCUUCCGGUAUACUCAACCAGGGCAUCCUUUCUGCACUUGCCGGCGGCUCGAAGCAGCAGGAUAAGCCUCCUCCCCGCAAGCUUGCGCUGAAGGCUCUCUAUGCACAGACCAGUCUCAACGACAACGCGACCGGCUCCGGCGGGAAGAUCCUAUCCGAGAAAGAGACUGUCGACCUAAUCGCAAACGAGCUUCAGCGGCAGGUCUUCCUCAGCCAGCCCAUGUACAAACAGUCUCGUGGAACGGAAACCACUUCGACGACGGACAGUGACCAAGCAGCAGCUGGCCACGCCACGGAGAGAGUAUCUGACGCCGAUAGACCGAGCAUCAUCGAGCGUGGAGACAUCAUUUCAUUGGCCGAAGCUAAGCGGAGCACCGGCAUUCUCGAGCAGUGGGGACAUUCAAUCAAGAAGUUAGUUUGGGCGUCUUAAAGUGGAGGGCUAGAGUUUCUCAGCUCUUAUACGGCGGAUUGCGCCUCAGUCACUCGUUCUUUCCCAGCGACGCGGAGAAAGUAGACGAUAGCUCUGACGGUACGGUUCAUACACGCAUGGAAUAAUACAAUGAUUGCCGGAACGAUGGCAAGGGGUCUAUAGACGGCGAUGAGGAAGUGUGGCGCCUCAUCAACGGCAGUCCGAUUCGUGAGUAUCAGUUCGUGCACUUUCUGACAAUAUAUGCAUGGUCAUA
This is a messenger RNA of Microdochium trichocladiopsis, 3503 nucleotides long. Its product is annotated as SacI homology domain-containing protein. The coding region runs from base 239 to 3250 and encodes 1003 amino acids. The transcript is spliced from 3 exons. Gene Ontology annotation, molecular function: phosphatidylinositol-4-phosphate phosphatase activity. Gene Ontology annotation, cellular component: endoplasmic reticulum. The record is from RefSeq and is a predicted model, not a curated record. Gene Ontology annotation, biological process: phosphatidylinositol dephosphorylation. NCBI's taxonomy places the organism in Eukaryota, Fungi, Ascomycota, Sordariomycetes, Xylariales, Microdochiaceae.